AGCCAUGCAUAACAAAAAGCAUCAGCGGCGCUAUUAUUAUCAACCCAAACACGUGACUCGGCGGAAAGUGACCUCCGGAGAGUCGGAUCUUCAAAGACGGUCCCCUGUCCGAAUUCCUUCCUGCAGCUGCAGCUUGGUGAUCUUGUUUCUGCAAAGACCAAUCGUGGUUUUUAAAGAUGCAUCGGCUUGUUGUACCAAAAUUAUCUAGCGUUCAUCGGUUUGCCUGCCUGGCACUCUAUCGAGCUCUGUUACGACAAGCCGGAAAAGUGAAUCAGGGUGCUCCAGCCCUUCAAGCUAUCAAGCCAACCAUACAACAGAACUUCAAGAGGUAUAAAAAGUUGCAGAGUCCAACCCAGACCGCGAAUGCCUUAAGGGCUGGGUAUGAGGCCCUCGAUAUGUUACACGCUGCUUCACAAGGACAUGAAAGAAGUAUCAACACCGUUUCACAGCUUAUUGCGGAAAGCCAAGAUAUUAAAGAAAGAAACCGCCAGAGGCAGCGACAGCUCUCGAAAUUUUCACGGCCAAAACCUCUCUCUCGCAUAGAAUUGAAGAGGAUGGAAUCUCGUCGGUUUCAACAAAAAACAGCCGCGCGCCAUCCAGAUGCGACGCCUAUCCUGUCCAGACCCCGACCCGUCGUGACCGGAAAGCGCCGAAUCCCCGUACUUGUUACCGCCCGAGGAGUCCCUUUUCUACGCAUCAAGAAGCCUCAGCCCAGGUUCCUCAGCGAAAUAAUCAAAGCGAAACUAAAGAAACGUUGGGGGUUGAUCGAGCGCCGCGACAGAUUACAGAAUGAGUUGCUGUUUGCCCAAGAGGAAGAUGAAUGGGAUCAAUUGACGAACCAGAGCGAUGAUUCGGUCACAUGGGAUCUGGCGCUCACGACUUGCAUACAAGAGACGGACGAUAGUUUGACGUCCCUUGAUGAGAAAAAUCUCCAGCUAGCAGAGGAAAUGUGGAAGGUCGUUCUGGCAGAACGAGAGCUUGCUGCUAUGGGUGAAUCAUCUACUCAUUCCCCUGGCUUCCAUAUUCUGCCAGAUGUUUUUUUGGAUGUCCCUGCUUCCAAGUAUAUUUGGACCGCUCCGCCUUUCUCCGGGAUAUCUAAUGAUCUUCGAGAAACCGAAUCCGGCUAGCAAUUCGGGCAGCAUGCGUUACAACACUCCGGGGACAAAACUGAGAUAUACGGUUUCAGAAGAUUUUGGUCCUCGAAGGGACAAUGGAUCAAA
Messenger RNA from Penicilliopsis zonata CBS 506.65, 1220 nucleotides. RefSeq lists its product as hypothetical. The coding region runs from base 177 to 1127 and encodes 316 amino acids. The transcript is spliced from 5 exons. The record is from RefSeq and is a predicted model, not a curated record. NCBI's taxonomy places the organism in Eukaryota, Fungi, Ascomycota, Eurotiomycetes, Eurotiales, Aspergillaceae.